Elephantulus edwardii (Cape elephant shrew) is the source of this 1836-nucleotide messenger RNA. RefSeq names its product family with sequence similarity 111, member A (gene FAM111A). The transcript has 2 exons. Lineage: Eukaryota; Metazoa; Chordata; Mammalia; Macroscelidea; Macroscelididae. The record is from RefSeq and is a predicted model, not a curated record. The coding region runs from base 1 to 1836 and encodes 611 amino acids.
AUGGUGAAACCUAAGAACCGCAGGUCUCUGAAGAUCCCAUUUAAUGAGAAGAAGUAUGGGAAGAUGGAGAACUAUUUCCCUCUGGUCGCUAAGGACCAAGAGAAUAAUUGCAAUACUCCUCAAAUGAAGAAGGGCUCUACCAAGUCUCUAAGAGAUAUUACUAACUUUGAGGCUCAAAAAGCUCACUGCACUCAGGAAAAUCCAAAAGACCAGGCCCUGAAGCCCCAACAUAAGACAAUUAGCAUCACCUUGGACUUAAACUGCAGGAACAAUGACAGAAGGAAAUAUAUGCUCACAUACAACGAGAGAGAGAGUUUGUAUGUGGCACUCAACACUGCUGAUGUUGUCAAAAAAGAGAUAAAGUCUCAGCGAGGCAAAAUGAUGUUGGUCUGUGGCAGAGAAAAACUUGAAGGGUAUAUAAACCUUGGCAUGCCCCUCAGCUGUCUUCCUGAAAUGUCCCACCUGGUAAUUACAUUUAUAGCAGGUAAACAGACACUUCGUCGGUGUGAUGAAAGAGUUUCCACUGACUGUGUCAAAUUUUAUAUUAACACAAUUGGGAAGGGGAGGAAAAAAAUCAUUAGGUAUAUGAUGCUUCACAAAAAGGGCUUAAAAUUUUGCGUGUAUGCUUUCAAAGGAGAAACUAUCAAGGAAGCACUGUGCAAGGACGGCAGGUUUCUGCCCAUUCUGGAGAACCACGUGUGGAGACUGGUUGAGAACAGUCACUCCGUUAUAGAAAACGGUCAGCGAGUGGAUGACUUAGAGGGCAAGUCAUUUGACAUUGAGUUUGAGGUUGAGAAAAGAAUGAGCCCCAGGAUAGCAGACUCCCAGAAUUCCGAGUCGGAGCAAAGACCCGUCCAAACACUGAAUAUGUACCUUGUGGACCAGUACCCAAGUUUGAAACAAGAGAGUGAAAAAAUCAGAGAAUGCUUCAACCGAGAAAUGAAAGAUAGAAAGAAAAAGGGGAACUUGUUUAACAUUCAUAAAGAAAACUUUGGGAAACUGGUUAGCAACUCUACCACGAUGAAAGAACACAAAGAUUUUUCUCAUUAUGGUCAAUCAGUUGGGUACAUGUGCUGGGACAAUAAUGGAAACCAAGGUUGUGGCACCUGCUUUGUUUUUAAAGGAUUAUACAUUCUCACUUGCCGCCAUGUUAUAAAUCUCAUUGUAGGAGAAGGAAUAGAGACCGGACAGUGGGCAAACAUAAUUAGUCAGUGUCUAAAAGUGACUUUUGAUUAUGAAGAGAAUGUGGAACAAUCAAAGAAGUACUUUACCGUUGACCCUUGGCUUGAAGUAUCUGAUGAAACUCUCGACUAUGCUGUCCUGAAACUGAAGGAAAAUGGGCAACAGGUGCCUCCAGGCCUGUACACCGGCUUGCACCCUGUGCCGCUGAAUGGGUUGUUACGUAUUAUUGGCCAUCCAGAAGGAAAGGUGAAGUCUACUGAUAAUUGUCUUGUGAUCCCUCUGAAUCAGCGAAAAGAAAAAUGUCAGGCACAUAUUCAAGCUAGACAGGCAGAAGGCUAUGACUGUUCACCAUAUGUCCAUAUGCAAACCGAGAAAAGCUUCAGGGAGAUCAUCGACAACCCCACUGUGAUUACCUAUGACACCAGUUUUUUCUUUGGGUCUUCUGGUUCCCCGGUGUUUGAUUCAAAAUUCUCAUUAGUGGCCAUGCAUACUGCUGGCUUCUCUUAUCAGUACCAAAAUGGAUGUUCCAGUGUCAUUGAGUUUGGCAUCACUAUGGAGGUCAUCCUUGACCACAUGAAGGAAAACCACAGACAAUGGUAUGAAGAGGUAGGUCUAGACCAGUUGGAUGCGGAAAUGGUGAGUGACGAAGAUUGA